AUGAGAAGGCCAAGCCAGAGAAGCGAGGAGUCCAUUCAGAGCUUGACGGUUCCAGACGAGUGGCCUGACAGUGAUGCAAGAGAGGCUUGCAGCGUCGGCAGCUCCAUGACGAUCCCCAACCUUGACAUGGCACAAAGUCCUGGAGGAAGCAUAGGAUCCGUGCACGAGGUCAUGCUCGAGAUGGAUGAGAUGUUGCCACGCGUGGUAGAACAAGUUACCCGGAUGGAUGUGGUAAACCCGGAGGUCUUGAGGGUGACGCCAGUGUUUCGUGCUUUGGAGCAUUUUGCUGUAGCUUUGCGGUUUGGAUCUGACGAAGACUUCUACCACAAGAGCCGUAAAAGUACAAAGAUAUCGACGUUUUGGAGUCACUCUUGGCACGGAGGGCAGUGGAAGAAAAUUCUCACGCUUGUGAUCCUCUACAACGGCACUGCCGCAGUUUCCUUGGCUUUUCUCACCGGCAUGUUGAUGAUGGUGCUUUUCAGCUUUGGGACUCUGCCUGGAAUUAAUCGUGGAUGGUGGGUUGCCAAUUGGGAGUGGUCUUGUUGGUCGACUGCUUCAGGGUUUGGCGUAGCAAGUUUGGUGCUGACUUGUUGGCGAUCGCAGACGAGGGUCUUCCUAGAUCGCAUUUGUAUCAGCCAAAACGACGAUCGCCUGAAGACCGACGCCAUCCUAAGCUUGGCUGGGCUCUUGAAGAACUCCGACACAAUGCUGAUUCUCUGGGACCCGACAUGGACUGAGAGGUUGUGGUGCUUGUUUGAGCUUGCGGCCUUCCUAAAAAGCAAAACGACGCAAAAGCAGCACCUUGUUGUGAGACCCAUCUUCUUCGGGCCUCUUUCCAUCGGAAUUUACAUUACUGUUUUUGCCCUGGCAUUGCCGAUCUCGACAGUACCUAUCCGCAACGAAAGAACCAUCGUGGAGCUGCUGUGUGCCAUGGUGUUGUCGUCUUUGGCAGUUGCCUACCCGACUGCCCGCACUGUCCGAAGCUACUUCAGAGAUCUGGACACCAUGAAGCUGCAGUUGUUGUCGAUCUCUGUUGACUCUACACGGAGUGCAUGCUGCGAUCAGGACCAUGUGAGCCCUUCAGGCGGAAGUAUUCUCUGUGACCGUAAGAUCGUGAAAGAAUGCGUGAAGAUUUGGUUUGGCAGCGAGAUGUCCUUUGAGAACACGGUGCGCACCGAGGUUUUGGACCUUUUGAACCGUGACCUCACCGAGAAAGUCUUCAGCACUCCAUGGGCUUUGGGAGUGACUUCUCCAAUAUUUCUGGCUUUCAUGGACGUCUCUGCCAGCAUGGCUGUAGAACCAGACGAUCAGCAGCCCGCUCUUGCUCUUUUUCUGGAAGGUCUAGUGAUCUGGUUGUGUUAUGUUCCAGCUGCCAAGGAUGUCAUGAUACUAUUGGUCAGGCUUGGUCGGAAGAGACCGAGGAGCACCUGUCUUGAGAUUCUCAAGAACGCUGUGGUGGUGGCAGCUGCGGCUAGCCCUGUCUUUGUAGUGCUCGUAACUUACGGCUCCACUCGAUUUGUCGAACCCAUUGCACUCCCGCGCGCAGGGAUUUUUGUAUGCUGCGCACUGCUUCUUGGAGCGUGCAACCUCCUCUUAGGCCUUGGUCUGAAGGCAUUGCUACGGCGGCCUGGGUGGUAA
This is a messenger RNA of Symbiodinium sp. CCMP2592, 1638 nucleotides long. The record is from the annotation of a GenBank genome assembly. Lineage: Eukaryota; Dinophyceae; Suessiales; Symbiodiniaceae.